CCUCUCUCCCUCUCUCUGCACACACACACUUGCAGCCGCUCAGCGCUCUGACGGAUGAGGAAACACUGCCAAGCACCACUGAGGGGUGAGAAGAGUGUGUUUCUUCUCCACUCUGGUGUGUUUUCUGUCUCUUGUUCCUGGCUUCUUUCAUGAGCUACUCAUUUCAGCCCCUGUAAGGAUGAGGAGGGACUAUUUGUGAGGAAGACUCAACAAAAGAACAGAGAACGAGGAGCAACAGGGUGGCAGAGAACCAGGGGAGCUUUGGCUUUUUCCUCCAGGAUCGGAGAAGGAGUGCUGUCUCCCAGCAGCAGCCAUGUGAGAGGAGCUGUCAGCAGGCUGAGGAUGCCCACAUCCAGCUAAAACAGAACCGCCCCUCCCCUUCUCCACCUCCCCGCACCCCUGCCGCUCCCUCCCUUCUUCCCACAUGAGGACAAGAAGAUGACUAUCACCAGCCGGCAGUCCUUUAAUGUCCUGACGGUCAUCUUCCUCCUGCUGUCCACUGCAGCGCUCUCAGCUCAUUACAGAGUGUGUGAACCAUACACUGACCACAAAGGCAGAUACCACUUUGGAUUCCACUGCCCGCGCCUCUCCGACAACAAGACCUACAUGUUCUGCUGUCACCACAACAACACCUACUUCAAGUACUGCUGCAACGACACAGAGUUCCAGACCAUCAUGCAAGUCAACCUCACCACCACCCCAGACGGUUACGCACACAAUAAUUACACAGCCCUGGUUGGCGUGUGGAUCUACGGUUUCUUCGUCAUGGUGCUGCUGGCGCUGGACUUCCUCUACUACUCAGCCAUCAACUAUGAGCUGUGUCGGAUCUACCUGGAGAGGUGGGGUCUGGGGGGUCGCUGGCUGAAGAAGGCUCGGAGUCAGUGGCACAGGUCUCUGCCAGAUGAGAGCGAAGUGCCGGCCCAGGCCCAGCCCAUGGUCCCCAGCCACUACCAGCCCAGACACAGUCUGCGAGGGGAGAGCCACAGCCCCACGCUCCUGCCCUACAACACAUCCACUGCAUGAGAGAAGCUACGAGUGGACAAACAGAAGCGUAGCAACACCUGGUUUCCUUCCAUGCCACAGAGGAGCUGUCCCGCGUUCACCUCUGUGUGGACCGCAGACGCAUCACCGACGUUGGCCUGGACAUGUUGUAGUUGUAGUGACUACUGCCCCUUUUACUGAUGAGCACAAGAACCCUGACAACUGACACAAGCAGGCAUUUGGAAACAGCUGAACCAUAAAGACUUUACUACAGAGAGGAGAAAUGGAACAAGGUUUUAAUGAUCCUGGAUAAGAGCUGACGAGGGCUGCAGCUGAACUGGAUGACCUUCCACAUGAAGAACUUUAACAGUCUUUUAAAAAAGGCUCAACUUUCUAGGUAUAAAUUCUUUAUCGCACUGCUGUGUCACUUUGUGUUCAGUAGCAGUUAGACAGAGUUGUGGGUUAUCUAUUUGGUGAUUUAUUUAUGUUAUCUAAAUGAGUGGCUAACGUUCUGAACAUGUAACAGCUUAGGUUGAUGCUGAGCAUCUCAUUUAGAAUGUUUUAUGCUGAAAAACGGUUUUCUGUACGAAAUGUUUUGGGUCUCCUUUUUGCAAAACAAGUGGUUUCACUGUACUGAGUCUGAGAAGAACACAGCGCCUCUCGGUUGGAUGGUUCCAAAGCUCCACAUAAAGUCAGCAGGAGUUUCACUUGUCUCUUCAGCCGGAGUACUAACAUAGAUCAGGGAUGCCUUCACAUCACAGAGGAGCUUUAAAGUCCAACUCAAGCCCAAAACCUUGUUGAUGAGCCUGCAAACUGAAAACCAACCCAGGCCGUUACUUUUCAAGUUAGUGUGUCACAUUUUCACUCAUCUGAGCUGAUGGACGGCAGCUUUACUAGCAAUAUAAUACAAACAAUUACCCAUAAGCUCCUUUAUAAGGAGCUUUCUGUAUCUUGUAUAAGUAAGAGAUAAUUGUAAUAAAUUAGCCAUAACAAAAAAAUGUUGAGAAAAAAUAUUGAUCAGAACCCCGUUCACUGUCAGCAAUAAUGUACAGAGUUUAAUCAGAGGGAUGAAUGUUGUAGGGAGAAGGUUCUUACAGAGGAGCCUCCCAGACGUGUCUGCAGUUAUUUAGGAAGGGAACAAAUUGAAACAAACCUGUUAAUACUUCUGAACUCCUCAAAAGAUCUCCAAAGAUUUUUCAUAUAUUUCUAAGAGGGCAAAAACACUUUUGUAAUCAAAAGUUCCAACAAAGCUCUGGGUGUGAAACUUUUCACCUUUUUAGGUAUUUAUUUACACAGAAAACUAAUUAUAAUUUACAACAUGUUUGGAUUUUGUUUCACUAAACUAGUAGCCCAGUGUAACGUUGGUAUUCUGAAUUGACAUGUACCUAAAACAUUACGUAACUUACUUGAAUACAAUAAUUGACUGCUGUAAUGUCAAUCAAUCACAUCAUGGCAGAAAGGGAUUUGUUUUUCUUUCUUUGCUUCUGGUAAGAUAAUUGUCCCCCCAAAAAAGCGUUUUUUAUCCUGUCAUACCAAACUGUGACAUGGAUGUGUUGUUACACUCCUAAUAAAUUUGGUCGUAAGUAACUCCAAAUGAAAUUGUACAAACAGAACAAAGUCAGUUGAGGACUUUGCGUCCUGGCUUCACAUAUAAUCUCUGUGUUAUAAAGUAUAAGUGGAGCGUAACAGAGGCUUUACAAGCCUGCCAGCAUCAUCGGCGUCGUUAUCUGGAAUAAUAUUCAAAUUUGCUGAGUUGUUAGAGCAACUUAAUUCCCGUUUCAAUAGCUGGGGUUUAAUUGCAUGAUUGCCCCAGCAGACAAGUGCCAUCAUUUCUAGGGGCAAAGAGACAGGAUGUGUCCAAGUGAAGUAAUUGGCCCGGCGCUCAGAAGGGCUUUAAAUGACUUUCACUCGUCCUCCCGGCUAGAGUUUCAACAGCAGCAGCAAACAGAGAAGUGGAGUUUUUAACAGGUGCAGCGAGAAAGGGAAGAAUUAAUUAGUCCCCAGCUCUAGAUAAAUGUGCAAAAUGUGAUUUAUUAGAGAGAAUCUGUGUCUUUUCAGGGCUCUAUACAAUCCAUUCUGAAAAAACACAACACGGUUUUUUCCUGUCACCAUCUAAUACAUUAGUCUUACCCAGGGAAUUAAAAGAAAUAAACUACACUAAUUUGUCUUUGACAGACAGUAGCAGGGUAAUAAAUGGCUUUUCUCAAGAAACAUACCAGGAAUCUUCCCUUGUUUUUAAUGUAACAACUGUUUCUUUGUGAUGUUUUCUGUUUUGUUAAACUAUAGUCUUAACUCUGACCUGAUGUGAUGUGGUACUGUAAUCGUAUCAGCUCAAGCCUUUUCCCAUAAUAAAGGUAAAAAAACAAUAAAAAAAACCUAUGGGAAUUAGGAAGCACACCUAUGUUUCAGUCUCUCCAGGUUGUCAUUGUUAACAGUUGCCUUAAAGUUGAAUACCCACCUGUACACAGAAGCUUUGUAGUGGUUGAUACCUCACCUUUUUUGGGUUUGGUGGUGAUGAAGACGAUAAUGUGCACCACGUUCUGUCUAUUUACCUACUACUAGAUAGAAUGUAACCUUUGAGUUUGAUUGUUAUUGCACUUGUUGACUUUGUAUUGUCACAAAAAGGAGAAAUAAAGUUUUAUCUUUUCCAGUGUGUUUAAA
Molecule: messenger RNA, 3642 nt
Organism: Austrofundulus limnaeus
Lineage: Eukaryota; Metazoa; Chordata; Actinopteri; Cyprinodontiformes; Rivulidae
Gene: shisal1
Product: shisa like 1
Exons: 5
Coding region: 439-1023 (194 amino acids)
Source: RefSeq, a predicted model, not a curated record